GCGUCCACUUUCCCUCCCCUCCCCUCCCCUCCCCGUGACCUUCUUUUCGUCUGAACCCCGGGCCGGACGAACCGAGCGGCUCGGAUGCUUUUCGAUCUGUGAACGGUCUUUUCUCAAAUCGAACCGGAGAAGCACUGAUUCCGGCCGAACCCGGUCCGAACUCCCCCUCUUCGUCUACCCCAUUUUCAUUACCGAGCAGGAAAUAAUGCUGCACGAGCUUCUCAUGGCGUUGCUGGGGUACACGGGCGAUCUCGUCAUCGACGUGACGGAGCACCGGAAUUCCGUAGGCCUGCAUUCACCGUACGAUGGCCUGAACUCGGGAGAAUGCGUCUUCAAGCUCGCCCCUGAUAUCUCCUUCAUCCAGCCGUCCGAAAGGGACGCUAUUGAAAGGCUUCUUUGUCUAGGAUUUUACUAUAGGGAGCUCGAUCGAUUUGCAACUAAGUCGCGCAAUUUAAGUUGGAUACGCUCUAUGGGUGAUGCCCCUUUAUUGCGAACUACUGAGUUGUUGAAGAGGAAAAAGAAAAAGCCAAGUGUCUACCGUAGGGCCAUAGCUAAUGGAAUCGUUGAGAUUUUAUCAGUUUAUAGAUCUGCUGUUCUACAAGUUGAGCAGAAAUUGCUUUCAGAUCCGGUGCCCAUUUUGGCAACUGUAACUCGUGGCCUCAAUAAGCUGUCCCAGUUUGAUGUGUUGUUGCCUCCUCUUUACGAGCUCAUCGUGGAGAUUGAGCGUGAUGAUGUUCGGGGAGGGCAACUUCUCAACCUCUUGCACAAGCGAUGUCAUUGUGGAGUGCCUGAAUUACAAGCUUGCAUUCAAAGGCUUCUUUGGCAUGGACAUCAGGUCAUGUAUCACCAACUUGCAUCUUGGAUGGUUUAUGGAAUUCUUCAAGAUCAGCAUGGAGAGUUUUUCAUCAGAAGACAGGAAGACAGCGAUGCAGAGAAUGAACCAUCCCGUCCGGAUAUGUUUGAAAAGUUGACCCAGAAGUCUCCUGAUGAUGCGUCACUGACGGAUUGGCACUUGGGGUUCCAUAUCUUCUUGGACAUGUUACCCGAGUAUAUUCACAUGCGUGUUGCAGAAUCAAUUCUUUUUGCUGGUAAAGCAGUAAGAGUCCUCCGAAAUCCAAGCCCUGAUUUCAGGUGUCAGAAUUCUGUUCUUCACACGCAUAUACCGAGAGGACUGCACAGAGUUCAAGGGUCCAUUGGACGAUUUUCUUUCCAGAAAGAGCCCUCUACAGAUAUGAAACUGAUUGGAGAAGAACUACUUCCACAAUCCGAGGCUGAUAAAAUUGAUGCUAUGCUCCUGGAUCUGAAGGAGUCGGCUGAGUUUCAUAAGCGAUCAUUUGAAUGUGCGGUUGACUCCAUACGUACUAUUGCAGCCAGUCAUCUUUGGCAGCUUGUGGUCAUUCAUGCCGACUUGAAUGGCCAUCUGAAGGCCCUUAAAGAUUAUUUUCUUUUAGCCAAAGGAGACUUCUUCCAGUGUUUUCUUGAGGACAGCCGCCAAUUAAUGCGCCUGCCGCCUCGCCAGUCAACUGCUGAAGCUGAUCUCAUGGUCCCAUUUCAGUUGGCUGCAAUAAAGACUAUAGGUGAUGAAGACAAAUACUUCUCAAGAGUAUCACUAAGGAUGCCUUCAUUUGGGAUUGCUGUCACAUCCUCUCAACUGGAUUUAUCGAAAGUGAAAAUUAGCACUGAUGGAAACUCAGGUGUUGUUGCACAAGGAAGUGCUUCGGAGAUGUCCCUUGAUGGUUGGGAUGGCAUUGCUCUUGAAUAUUCUGUUGAUUGGCCCUUACAGCUGUUCUUUACCCAAGAAGUGCUCUCUAAGUACCGCAGGGUGUUCCAGUACUUGCUUCGGCUCAAACGAACACAAAUGGAAUUGGAGAAAUCAUGGGCUUCAGUGAUGCAUCAAGAUCACACAGAUUUUGCUAAAAAUCGCAAAGAUCGCAUGAACUGCUCCAUUUCUCAGCAGCGUCGGCUACGCUCCAGACCAAUGUGGCAUGUUCGAGAGCAUAUGGCUUUUCUGAUUAGAAACCUGCAAUUUUAUAUCCAGGUUGAUGUUAUCGAAUCCCAGUGGAAUGUUUUGCAAGCUCGCGUUCAAGAUUCUCAUGAUUUUACAGAACUCGUGGGCUUUCACCAAGAAUACCUGUCCGCCUUGAUUUCACAGUCUUUCUUAGACAUUGGGUCUGUCUCUAGGAUACUGGACAGCAUAAUGAAACUGUGCCUGCAGUUCUGCUGGAACAUCGAACAUCAGGAGAGCAACCCAAAUACACUCGAGCUGGAACAUAUCACUGAGGAACUCAACAAGAAAUCAAACUCCCUAUACACAAUACUGCGCAGUAGCAGGCUUGCGGGGAGCCAAAGGGCCCCGUUUCUGAGAAGAUUCCUCUUGCGCCUCAAUUUCAAUUCCUUCUUUGAGGCAACUGCACGAGGGGUGCUGAAUGUCGUCAGAUCCCGUCCCACUCAGUCCUGAAUCAAUAAAGUUGUACUUUCCCGUCGCUGAGACCUAACAUGCUGAACCAGUGGUGGUGGUGUAUUCAAAUGCAAUAUGGGUAGAAUUCCAUAUUGGCAAGCAAGAAGGCUUCCAUAAUGGUACCUACAUUGUUUGACAUUCAAGCCACGGCGUAUUUUGUAUUUAUAGUGUAGUGUAUAUAUGACCCAUAUGAUGAAAGCUGGUAAACAUAAUGCUGUGUUUUUUGCUGUUAGCUCCAAGGUUGCCAGGGCUUUCAUGUCA
Messenger RNA from Magnolia sinica, 2719 nucleotides. RefSeq names its product gamma-tubulin complex component 4. Gene Ontology annotation, cellular component: gamma-tubulin complex; centrosome; equatorial microtubule organizing center. Lineage: Eukaryota; Viridiplantae; Streptophyta; Magnoliopsida; Magnoliales; Magnoliaceae. Bases 206 to 2458 code for a protein of 750 amino acids. Gene Ontology annotation, biological process: cytoplasmic microtubule organization; meiotic cell cycle; spindle assembly. Gene Ontology annotation, molecular function: gamma-tubulin binding; microtubule minus-end binding. The record is from RefSeq and is a predicted model, not a curated record. The transcript has 16 exons.